Anastrepha obliqua is the source of this 1101-nucleotide messenger RNA. RefSeq lists its product as uncharacterized. Bases 59 to 940 code for a protein of 293 amino acids. The transcript has 2 exons. The record is from RefSeq and is a predicted model, not a curated record. NCBI's taxonomy places the organism in Eukaryota, Metazoa, Arthropoda, Insecta, Diptera, Tephritidae.
AUUGCAAUUCAGUUGUUGAAAAUAUUUCACCAACGAACGAGGCAAGAAUAGUAGCAGAAUGGUGGAGUUUUGGGGCAUAUUUGUGGUGUUUUCGGCAUGCGCGGCAUUCCAGCUUACAGAAUCCCGUUAUCACAAUGAUUACAGCAGUUUAGACCUCAGCAUAUCCGAUCUCAGCGCAUCCGAUCAGCUGCAUGACAUAUCAAAUAUAUUAGAUGAGUCAUCAAAGGAAUCAAAUGAUUUGCCAAAACACGUGGUGGAGAAUUCAUUGGAGAAUAGUUCGUCAGAUUCAGCGGAAGAAACGGAGCCCACCGAUCUGCCAAGUGUAGUGGAAAAUUCAUCGGAGUCGACAGAAACCGCUGUUACAAUUCCAACACCAACUAAGAAGUCUAAAAAGCGUUUGAGUUUGAGUGCAAGGCGUCAACGAUUGUUUGUAUUCGCCAAAGCUGGCAUGAAUCAGUAUGAGAAGGACUAUGUGCGCUUAACACGUAAAGCCAUCAAACGCAUUGUUGUUGAAUUGGAGGCGCUGCCCGCGAAGAGUGAAAAAGUUAAAGAAAAACUUAGUGAAAUCAAGGAGGCAUUGAAGGAAAUCGAAGGCGUUGAUUUGGCACAGGAUUCUACAGAAUUCGACGCCUUAGGCGAGGCUUCCGAGAUUGUCAGCAGUUUGCAUGAUGAGCUCGAUAAUCCUUUAGAUGCGCCACGGGAGCUCGAACAAGUGCUCGAAAAAGUUGGUUGGAUGGAUAUGCGUUACAAGUUGGGCGAUGAAAUGCAUAGUUUGAUCGAUGGAUUUGGCAAAGAAUUUAAUAUUUUCAUUGCUUCGCUUACACCGCGUGAGCGGUUGAUGGAGGCGGGUUUGGUGGAGCUGCACAGACGCUUUGCUAAGGGGGACACUGAUACCAAGUGGAAUUCGUUCACGGAAUUUUGGACUUAUUUUGAUUUAUAAGAAAACUGUUUUAAAUUGUAGAAGUGCUAAAGUAGAUCUCCUAAAUGCCAUCCAUUAGUAAUUUUGUAAUGUCAGAUUUUUGUUGUUCUUCCUCUUUCGCUUAGUUUUAUUUCCCUUUGUUGUUCGAGUGUAGAAAUUUAAUAAACACAUUUGAACUUUAA